GCGUUUUAUAGAAGAUUAUUGUUUAGGCGGGCUGACGCCUGCACCAAUUUUUUGAAUGCUUUGAUCAAUAUUUUGAAAAUUGGUUUAGAAAAAUUAUUUCGUUUAAACCUGAUUUUUCCGCCUAGGCACUGCCUAGACCGAUUUUUAGAACAAUGGUUGUUAUUAAUUAGAGAUGUUAAUGAGCAGGCUGUUCAUGAUGGAGUUGAUAUCCUGAGCCUCUCCGUAGGUCCCAACAGUCCUCCAACAACUACCAAGACAACGUUCUUGAAUCCAUUCGAUGCUACACUUCUUGGAGCUGUAAAAGCUGGCGUCUUCGUUGCUCAAGCUGCUGGAAACGGAGGCCCAUUUCCAAAGACUUUGGUUUCUUAUAGCCCUUGGAUAAUGACCGUCGCAGCUGCUAUUGAUGACCGUAGAUACAAAAAUCAUCUCACCCUUGGAAAUGGAAAAAUGCUGGCAGGAAUGGGAUUGUCACCAUCAACUCGGCCUCACAAGAUGUACACUUUGGUUUCUGCAAAUGAUGUUCUGCUUGACUCGUCUGUGUCCAAGCAUAAUCCAUCUGAGUGUCAAAGACCAGAAGUCUUUAACAAGAAACUGGUUGAAGGAAAGAUUCUUCUCUGUGGAUAUUCUUUCAACUUCGUUGUUGGUACAGCUUCCAUCAAGAAAGUUGUUGCAACAGUGAAGCAUCUCGGAGCUGCUGGUUUUGUUCUUGUUGUCGAAAACGUUUCUCCAGGAACAAAAUUUGAUCCUGUUCCUUCUGCUGUCCCAGGAAUCCUUAUUACAGAUGUGUCUAAGUCAAUGGAUUUGAUUGAUUACUACAACGUUAGUACAUCAAGAGACUGGACAGGGAGGGUUAAAAGCUUUAACGCUCAGGGAAGUAUAGGAGAUGGUUUAGCACCUGUUCUUCACAAAUCAUCACCUCAAGUGGCAUUGUUCUCAGCUAGAGGACCUAACACCAAAGACUUUAGCUUUCAAGACGCUGAUCUUCUUAAACCGGAUAUUCUUGCACCCGGUUAUCUAAUAUGGGCUGCUUGGUGUCCUAAUGGAACAGACGAGGCUAAUUAUGUUGGGGAAGGGUUUGCGCUAAUAUCAGGAACCAGCAUGGCUGCACCACACAUAG
Molecule: messenger RNA, 1117 nt
Organism: Brassica oleracea var. oleracea
Lineage: Eukaryota; Viridiplantae; Streptophyta; Magnoliopsida; Brassicales; Brassicaceae
Product: subtilisin-like protease SBT2.5
Exons: 4
Biological process (GO): proteolysis
Molecular function (GO): serine-type endopeptidase activity
Source: RefSeq, a predicted model, not a curated record